Messenger RNA from Eruca vesicaria subsp. sativa (arugula), 708 nucleotides. The record is from the annotation of a GenBank genome assembly. NCBI's taxonomy places the organism in Eukaryota, Viridiplantae, Streptophyta, Magnoliopsida, Brassicales, Brassicaceae.
AUGGCAUUCCUGAGAUCCCUCUGCCGUACCGCUGCGGCGGCCUCCGUCGCUACGCUCCGAUUUUCCAGAUCCGCCUCUCCCAGUCAGCUGUUUCGCCAUGGUUUCGUCUCCACGCGAGGAUUCUUCGCUGUUUCUUCAUUUCCUUCUUAUCGAACUCCUUACGAUUGUCGAGCAAUGGAUAUUGGACAAGUCCGCAACUUCAGCGAAGAUGUGUCUCACAUGCCUGAAAUCAAGGACAGUGAUGUUCUGAAAGCUUUCAAAGAAUUGAUGGCUGCUGACUGGGCAGUGCUACCUUCUUCUGUUGUUAACGACGCCAAAAGCGCUGUCUCGAAAAACACAGAUGACAAGGAAGGGCAAGAGGCCUUACUGAAUGUGUUCAGAGCAGCUGAGGCUGUUGAGGAAUUUGGUGGGAUUCUCACUUCCUUAAAGAUGGAGAUCGAUGAUAGCAUUGGAAUGAGUGGGGAGAAUGUGAAGACCUUACCAGAAGAUAUAACCAAAGCGCUGCGUCUUGCUUAUCAUAGGUAUACUACCUACCUAGAUGCUUUUCGACCUGAAGAAGUUUACUUGAAGAAGAAGGUUGAGAUGGAGUUGGGGACAAAGAUGAUCCACUUGAAGAUGAGAUGCAGCGGGCUCGGUUCUGAGUGGGGAAAGGUUACCGUUCUUGGAACCUCAGGACUCUCGGGGUCUUACGUGGAGCAAAGGGCAUAA